Molecule: messenger RNA, 1262 nt
Organism: Sitodiplosis mosellana (orange wheat blossom midge)
Lineage: Eukaryota; Metazoa; Arthropoda; Insecta; Diptera; Cecidomyiidae
Exons: 3
Coding region: 80-481 (133 amino acids)
Source: RefSeq, a predicted model, not a curated record
AUAGCUCACGAUUUCAAACAUUUAAAUCAGUAUUAUUUUUUUCGUGCAAAUUCAAACGGCGAAACAAUACGAAUAGAAAAUGAAGUUUUACAAUAAAAUCGCAUUUUGGAUAGUAUGUGUGUGGACGAUAAUUGAAGUUGUACUGUGCAUCGUUGUAUUAUGUUCAUACAAAGAGAAUAAAAGUCACGCCGAAAACUUCUUGAAUGGACUAUGCGAGACAGAGAAGUGUGGCCAUUUCAUCCGAAAUGCACUCAUCGGCCGAAUAAUUACAUCGGUUUUAUUACUUGUGGGCAAUUUGCUGGGAUGUACCUGGUUAAUGGUUCCAUGGUUUUUAGUCAAUGCAAUGGGCAUAUUUCCACUUUUACCCACCAUUGUGUCUUCUUAUCAUACGUACAAGGAUGUUAGAGACGCUAAGACCGAUUUCACUCUUUUCUACGACACCUUGGGAAUUUUGCUCGGUUUCAAACAGAAAGAUCUAUAAGAUCCAAAUUUUGUUGCUGAAUUAUUUUUUUUUAUUGAAGAACCGGAGGAUCCUUAUCGAAUCGGCCGGAAAAAAACUCAUUAAUAUUGAAUCAUUGCAUUGAUUUAAAUCUCAAUUGCUUAAUUAGGCACGAAAAAUGGUGCAAAUUUUUGCGCUGACUCAAAAAUAAUUCGCGCGUAAAAGGGGAUCUUUCGAAUAAUUGCAACGCAAAACUGGAACACUGACUUGUCGCACAGUAAUUUUCAGGCUGUGAUUUACAACAACAAUGUGUCCCGCCUUUGAUUAGUAACAUUUCCAAAAUUCCCAUUUAUGCGCGAAUUUUUUAUUUUUUUUUUUCCCCUAAAUCAAUGACAUCAAUUAGAUUUCAGCAAAUUUAUCCCCACCUUAUCUCCCCACCAAUUUUACGGUCGAUCAAACGAUGGUCAACGCAAAGAUUACAUUCCAUAUUUAUAAAUAACUCCAAAAACUGUUUCGAACAUUCCAUUCGUUUUAGUUUUAGUUUAAUUCAAAACAUUUACCAUUGCAAUAUUCAUUUUUUCUCAUAUUUGUAAUUCGUUUUCUAAACCAAAAGUCAUAUAGGACUUUUACAAAUUCAGAAACAAAUUAGUUAAUAUGAGAAUAGAUAAAAAAUAAACGAGCAAAAAAUAUGAAAGUAAAUUCCAACGCUUCUGUACGUAUUUUUCAGUCUUUAUCAUUUUCAUGCUAUUAUUCAUUCGAAAAAACAAAAAUUGAAUUGAAAUAAAUACUAAUGAAAUAAACCAGCUUCAUAUUAUACAGCGUA